UUUCCUCCCUCCUCGGGAUGGUCGUGCUCCACUCUUAUUCCCCCGCGCCCGUCUCUUUGAUUUUUAUUUUAAGAAUUUUUAUGAAGAAAUUCUUCUCCCUAUUUCCCUGAAAAUUCUCUCCCUCUCUCGAGAUUCCAACUCAUUUCAUCUGUGGAUUGGCUCUGCACAUCUAACGGACAAGAAUCCGUCGGCCGGGCGGGAUUUUAGGGUUGUAGCUCCGACAAAUCCUCUCUGCUUUCUUUUCCUUCUUUGCUGGAAUGACUAAUAUUUUUUUUUUUUGGGAAAGAAGUUUAUUUUCCUUUUAGUUAUAAUUUCGAUUAUCUCUCUGUCAGCAGUUGCUAUCCAAUUUAUCGCCCUGUCCGUAUUUUCCUCAAUUUGUUUUGCGAAAAAUAGAAAGAAGAACGGGGGGCGAGGGGGAGGAAUUCGCCGUAAGAAAAAUAAUGAAAGUUGAGCCAAGAAAUGCCGGUCGGAGCCCUUGUUUCGGGUUCCGGUCUCGGUCUUGAGAGCAAUCUGGCCUUUGGAUUGAGUUAUUGAUGCUCUUGUUGGUUCCUGUUCUUUGUUUUGACUCAAAGUUUGGUCUUUGAUCCAUAUUUUGUGCUUGGUGAUCUUGGUUCUUGAGAUUUUGUGAUUAUUUUGGAUUCAAUUUGAAGGAUUAUGAGUAGGAGUGGCUGUUCUUCGAAUCGAGUUUUUGAAGAAUCUGGAAAAGAUUUGAAAUUUAUGAUACAUCGGACGUAGCAACUUUCAUUUUUUGAGGGGUUUUUAGAGCUUGUUCGUGUUGAAUGUAAGGAAUCCCUCUUUCUUUAAGAGGGAUUUGGGUUGCGAUCCAACAGAGUCGUUGUGUGUUCGAAGGUUUUGGGCAUCAAGGAGUUCUCCGGGCGAUGCAGUUCCAUUGCCGCACUUAAUGUGUCAAAGCUUCAGCACCAAAGGAAAAAGGUGGUGUUUAGUCGUGCUUAUGGGCUGCAUUUGCUCCAGAGGUAUAAGCACAGAUGAGGAUGGUGAGACCCAGCAGAAAGAUCGGAGCAAGUCCUUCAAGCGGUUCGUCACGCUUUCGAAGAAAGAGGAGGUUGUGGCAGCAGUUGCCGAAGUGGUUGUUGGAAAUAAUGGGGGUUCGACGAGGCCUAGACCAAAGCCACAGGACAAUGAAGACAGCACAGCAUCCCAGAUGCUGGAUGAGGGGGCGAAGAAAGCCACGGUGAAUGUCGACAGGACGAGGAAAGCCAUUGGGCACCAGAGACGGGCCACUGUGGAUGUUGGGCCAGAUGGCAGUUCAACAGCCGGUGGCGACAAGGCGGGGGAGGCGAAUUUGGGGAUCGUUGAUGUGCCCAACGGGUUCUCGGGGGAGCAUGCAGCAGCAGGUUGGCCUUCUUGGCUCACAUCUGUGGCAGGGGAAGCAGUAAAGGGCUGGCUACCUCGGAGAGCAGAUUCCUUUAAAAAGUUAGAUAAGAUUGGACAAGGAACUUACAGUCAUGUGUAUAGAGCCCGUGAUCUUGAAACUGGCAAAAUUGUUGCACUCAAGAAAGUGCGAUUUGUUAAUAUGGAUCCUGAAAGUGUCCGCUUUAUGGCGAGGGAAAUUCAUAUUUUGCGUAGACUUGAUCACCCAAAUGUUAUAAAGCUCGAAGGUAUAGUUACAUCACGAAUGUCAUGCAACUUGUAUCUUGUAUUCGAAUAUAUGGAGCAUGAUCUUGCUGGACUCACAGCGAUGCCAGGGAUCAAGUUCACAGAACCACAGGUAAAAUGUUAUAUGCAACAGCUACUACGCGGGCUUGAUCAUUGCCAUAGUCAUGGGGUUUUGCAUCGAGAUAUCAAGGGUUCAAAUCUUCUAAUUGACAACAAUGGCCUCCUUAGAAUAGGGGACUUUGGCCUGGCGACAAUUUUCAAUCCUGAGCACAAACAACCGCUAACAAGUCGUGUUGUAACACUGUGGUAUCGGCCUCCCGAGCUUUUGCUGGGUGCAAUAGAGUAUGAUGUUGCUGUUGAUUUGUGGAGUGCUGGUUGCAUCCUUGCAGAAUUGCUUGCUGGGAAGCCAAUCAUGCCAGGAAGAACUGAGGUGGAGCAACUGCACAAGAUUUUCAAGCUGUGUGGAUCACCAUCUGAUGAGUACUGGAAGAAAUCCAAGUUGCCUCAUGCAACUAUUUUCAAACCUCAACACCAAUAUCGACGCUGUUUUGCUGAGACAUUUAAGGAUUUCCCUUCUUCAGCAUUAGCACUAUUGGAUUCCCUACUUGCAAUAGAACCAGAGAAUCGGGGAACAGCAGCUUCUGCCCUUGACAGUGAAUUCUUCAGAUCAAAGCCACUUGCUUGUGAUCCCUCAAGCUUGCCCAAAUAUCCACCCAGUAAGGAGUAUGAUGCCAAACUUCGGAAUGAAGAAGUUAGGAGGCAAAGAGUAGCAGCCAUCAGUGGCCGAUCAGAAUCUGUAAGGCCAGGAAGAGGAGAAUCCAGAGGAAUGCAAGUGCAAUUGGAACAUCAGAAGCAACAAUCACCGGCAAAUCCGAAAAGCACCACUGAGAAGUACAGCCCACUGGAAGAUGGUGUGGAAGGAUUCCCACUUGACCCUGCCUCAGGAGUAGAGAAUGGCUUCCCUCAAUCUGGUCAUCCUGGUGCAUAUGGAAACUCAUGGACUAAAAAGGUCCAUAAAGAUGAGCACAGGAUGGUUCCUGGUCGUUCUUAUGGUUCUAUGAGGGUUCCAAAUGGUCCUCAGCUAAGGACACAGAGAUCGUAUGGGCCUCAGUCUGGUGCUGACCCCAACUUCCCAGCUUCAGUGGCGGCAAAAGGCAGUUCAAACGGAUACAGUAGGCUUGAUGUUACCGUGCCUUCUGAGAAGCAGAUGCUUGAUAGGCCUUAUUCAACUCAUAAGAAAGACUAUGGAGUUGGGGGAAAGGACUCAAUAGCAAUGGGUUAUGGUACUAAGAACAAAAGAAUUCACUACUCCGGGCCAUUGAUGCCACCAGGGGGAAACAUUGAGGACAUGCUCAAAGAGCAUGAGAGGCAGAUCCAACAAGCAGUUCGCAAAGCACGCCUCGAUAAGGUCAAGACCAAGAAGAACUUUUAAGAAGAUCACACUGAAGGCACUCUUUUGCAGCAUGAAUGGCAGUUCAGAAGAUAAAAGAGCUGGUUUUGACUUACAUUGCUGAAAUGGAAAUAAUAGUAAAGCAGAGUAACUUGCACACGUCUGAAUAAUUCUACAACACAAAAGCCACAGUUUUCUUGAUCAGCAAAGAGGGAUGUUGAAUGUCAAAUUUGUAUGAUGGCACGAUGAAGGAGAUUUUACAGCUUUCGAUGCAGAACUUGUAAACUUGAUGCACUACUGCCAAUUGUAUAUUUAAUGGGUGCCUUGAGUUAUGGGGAAACUGUCAAAGAGAAUGAUUCAAGGGCAGGGUCACUUGGAAUUUUUUUGGCAUGUGUAUAUCUCUGAGGCCAAGCAAAUUGAUUAUGAAAGCUAAAAGAAGAGGGGUCUAUUUUCAGUUGCAUAUCAUCAUGUAAACUACACUCAUCUUCCCAAAAAUUUAAUGAAUGUAUCUUGGUAAAGUUCUCUAUA
Phoenix dactylifera (date palm) is the source of this 3535-nucleotide messenger RNA. Its product is annotated as putative serine/threonine-protein kinase At1g54610. Lineage: Eukaryota; Viridiplantae; Streptophyta; Magnoliopsida; Arecales; Arecaceae. Gene Ontology annotation, cellular component: nucleus; cyclin-dependent protein kinase holoenzyme complex. Gene Ontology annotation, biological process: positive regulation of transcription elongation by RNA polymerase II; protein phosphorylation. Gene Ontology annotation, molecular function: RNA polymerase II CTD heptapeptide repeat kinase activity; ATP binding. The record is from RefSeq and is a predicted model, not a curated record.